GAUAAGGAGAAAAUCUUUGAAGAAGAGUUGACCAGAAGGUUACAGCCGUUCGUUGAUGAAACGGAGAAACUCAUAGCCGAUCUCAGGAAGAAGUUGGCCAAGGAUAUCGAAAUGGAGUGGAUCAGUGAAGGUGCUAAUGAUGUUCUGAAAGCCCUUAAUGAUUCAAGCUGUUUCGGUGAGCCCACCCCAGGUCACAAGAAGAAGGUAUCCUUUAGCGACGAAGAACAUAAUGACGAUAGUCUUAUAAAGAUCGAUCCAUCUACCAUUGAAGAUGAACUGCCACCUUGGGACUACUUACCACCUCUUCCUGGCACCCCGAACAAUACUUUUGAAUUGCCUGCAAUAAGCACAACAGAACUCACCGCUUCACUCCAGCGAGGUAGACCGACAACAGCACGGCCAGGACAACGCCAACUGCCAGCGAAAGCUAAUGCCGCUCCUUCCUGUGCCAUUCUGAUGAAAGCUUCCGGGACAACAUCACCUUUGGACUGCUCACCAUCUCCCCCUGGCACCCUGGACAAUAGUAGUGAACUGCCUGCAAUAAACAAGAGCCAACUGACUGCUACCCCCCAGCGAGCUAGACCAACAACAGCACGGCCAUCACAGCCCCAAAGGCCAGCGAAAGCUAAUGCCGCUACCUCCUGUGGCGUUCUGGUGAAAGCUUCCAGGACAACAUCACCUUUGGACUGCUCACCAUCUCCCCCUGGCACACCGGAUACAAGUUGUGAACUGCCUGCAAUAAAGAAGAGCCAACUGACUGCUGCCCAUCAGCGAGGUAGACCAACAAUAGCACGGCCAGUACAACGCCCAAGGCCAGCGAAAGUCAAUGCCGCUCCCUCCUGUGCCAUUCUGGUGAAAGCUUCCGGGACAACAUCACCUUUGAACUGCUCACCAUCUCCCCCUGGCACCCUGGACAAUAGUAGUGAACUGCCUGCAAUAAACAAGAGCCAACUGACUGCUGCCCGCCAGCGAGCUAGACCAACAACAGCACGUCCAGUACAACGCCCAAGGCCAGCGAAAACUAAUAUCGCUCCCUCCUGUGGCAUCGAAGAAAAACGCCCAAUGUGCAACUGCACGCCAUCGCCUCCUGGUUCCAUGGGACUUCCUUUGAUAGACAACGACCAGUUUACUGCAACCAUCUCGCGUAAAGAGCCCAAGCCGACAACAUCACGCCCAACACAGCGCCGUAGAUCAGGCCAAGCCAAUAUCGCCAUUCAACAGAAACGCCCAAUGUGCACACCAUCGCCUCCUGGCUCAUGUGAACCCCCUCCAAUAAGCCAAUCAAAUGCAGUCAUCCCGCCAAAUGUGCCGAAACAUCGCUACAUGCAAGAGUCGCGACCAUCUAGGCGUACAUGCGGACCAACCCCGGCUCCACCUGCUACCAGAAAGCCCUCUACUCAAAUGCAAGGAUCCACGGCAAUACACAAACGCAAAUUUAAGGAAAAGGCCAACCAACAAAGCCUUGCUCAAAAAUUGGAGGACAAAAUGAAAAGGGCCGAAGAAAAUCAUAGACGGGAGAUUGAAAAGAAAAGAGGAAGAGCGCAACACUCUCUGGAUUGGUGGGAGACUGGUCUAGCUAAAAACUUAGAGCUUCACCAGAAUGACCUGGAUGAUACCUAUGUCAGGGCACGUGCCAAAGCUAAUGAAGCGGCAAAAAGAAUUGCAUAG
This is a messenger RNA of Owenia fusiformis, 1668 nucleotides long. The record is from the annotation of a GenBank genome assembly. NCBI's taxonomy places the organism in Eukaryota, Metazoa, Annelida, Polychaeta, Sabellida, Oweniidae.